AUGUUCAGAAAAUUUUCCCGAGAGGAUGUCCAUUCAAGGUCAAAUGUAAAGUCUUCAGUUCAGCGAACCCUGAAAACAAAACUGGUGUCGCAGUUCCCCGCCUUAGAACCCGUCAUCGAUGAACUGGUUCCCAAGAAAAGUCAGGUUGAACUUAUCAAGUGUGAGGACAAGAUACAGCUUUACUGCGUCGACGGAGAGAUUCUGUUCUUUCAAAAGUUCAAUGAGCUAAUCCCAACGCUGAGAUUUGUGCACAGAUUUCCGGAGGCUUUCCCCACUGUCCAGGUCGAUCGCGGUGCAAUUAAGUUCGUGCUGUCAGGAGCCAAUAUUAUGUGCCCCGGUCUGACAUCACCGGGUGCUCAAUUGCCUGAGGCGCCUGGUUUCGAAAACGAAAGCCUAGUUAUUAUCACAGCAGAGAACAAGGAGAAUGCUUUGGCUGUCGGAAGGCUACUUAUGAGCACUGAAGACAUCAAAUCUAUCAACAAGGGUCAUGGCGUCGAGCUUUAUCACCACUUGGGGGAUUGCUUGUGGCACUUCAACAUUGACUGA
Molecule: messenger RNA, 546 nt
Organism: Lachancea sp. 'fantastica'
Lineage: Eukaryota; Fungi; Ascomycota; Saccharomycetes; Saccharomycetales; Saccharomycetaceae
Source: the annotation of a GenBank genome assembly